AUGUCCGAUCAUUCACGCUUUUCCGACUGGACUUUGCAGGACCGGAAUCCGGCUAUAUUUCCAGUAGCUGGCCAGUAUAAUGAAAUCGACGACGUUGAUGGCGAGACCGUAACUGGCGAGGGCGCCGAUGAUGUGGAUUCGACGAAGGAUCAGAGCAAGGCCGGAGAUUAUUUGAUUCAACUAGAAGAUGACGAUGGACACAAAGACCCAGAACUGCAAUAUGCACAAGCUACCGACGGUGAACCCGACACAUACUGGAGACACCCCACUGCUGCUGCAUCGGGAAAGAAUUGGCUGUUGAUUCUCAUCGGUUUUCUAUCGGCAUAUUCAAUGUACAACUACUCGGAAGGUAUCCCGGAAGAAGAUAGAAUCUUCAUCGACUGGUUCCUCAAAUGGGCCAUGGGGCCGUUUUGGGAGCCGACAACGGGGUACCUUGUGGUGGUCAUACUGCUCUACAUCGCGAGUAACUGUGUGCUCGCCUACAGACAAGGUCUCGCGCUGUUUCUGAUGGCUUUCGUCUUUUCUGGGUCUUUUGGCCAUUUGUUGGUAGCCCUGUGGCGUGGCAACUGGGGAAAUGUACUUCUGGCGGACAUUCCUCUAAGGUUGAACGUCGUCGUCUUCCUCGUGCAGAUUUUUAUUACGGUGCAGCAUCGAUCGGGGCGAGGAUUUUCCCGAGGAACGCUUCUGCAAGAGGUGAAGAGGGUUGUGGCACGAAAGAAGGAUGACUGCGAGGCUCAAGAAUCAGGAGGAAGGGGUGAUGCGAAUGAUGGGACAGCUGUGGAUGGAGGCGAGCAUCGCGAAAGUUAUGGUGCGUGUUAA
Colletotrichum truncatum is the source of this 819-nucleotide messenger RNA. The record is from RefSeq and is a predicted model, not a curated record. Lineage: Eukaryota; Fungi; Ascomycota; Sordariomycetes; Glomerellales; Glomerellaceae.